GUUGACUUCCGCCUUUGACAGGAAGACGCUAAGGAAGUGUUUAGCUAACAGCUCAUGAAUUUAUGAGUUUUAAUACAACUUACACAAUACCGCAAAUGUUUUUAUUGUAAAAUAGACUUAGUACAUAUACGGUAGAUAAUGUCGACAGCAUUAGCCGCAUGCUAACUGAAUCACGGAUACUUACGUUGGCUUGUCUGCGCCUGGUAGACAAUGUCGCUAGCAUUAGCCGCAUGCUAACUGAAUCACGGAGGUCAGCUUGGAUUGAUAGCUAAGAUGUUUAAUCAACCCCCGCAGUCCUUUCUACCUCUUUGUUGUCCGCCGAACGAUGAGCAGCUAUUUUCUUAGUGUAUUAGCCUUCAUUUCGUGGCGUUUCGCCCCAAGAAGCCGCUAUCUCGGCACCAUGCAACGUCGUUUGACGGCACUUUUAAGCCGGGUUUGGUGGAGCCAGGACUGGGCGGCGGCUAGCAUGAGCACGGAAGCACAAGCCCUCACACACGGACGCAGCAAGAUGGUGGCGGGUCUGGGCAACCCGGGGAUGGAGGCGACCAGACACAGCGUGGGCAUGGCGGUGCUGGGCGCCCUGGCCGCCCGCCUGGGCCUGGGCCAGCGUUGGCAUAGCGACAAGCAGGUGUGUGGCGACGUCGUGGUGUCCGAGACGCAAAACACGCGCCUGGUGUUGCUCCGCCCCAAAGUGCCGAUGAACGUCAACGGUGUGGCGGUGGCCAAAGCGGCUAGCAAAUAUGGCGUCCGUCCCGAGGAUGUCGUUCUGGUCCACGACGAGCUGGACAAACCUUUGGGCAAGAUGUCCAUCAAGCACGGGGGCAGCGCCAGAGGUCACAACGGAGUCCGUUCCUGCGUGUCCUGUCUUCAGUCCGACGUGAUGCUCAGACUCCGAGUCGGGAUCGGACGUCCGGCGGGGAAGACGUCGGUGGAUCGUCACGUCCUGGGCCGCUUCACCUGCGAGGAGCAAAAGGUUCUGGACUCGGUUCUGGUCCAGAGCGUGGACCUGCUGCUGUCCCAGCUGAGCCAGGAGGAAGACGGACAGUCCUCCCCCCCAGCAGGGGGCAGACGGGCGGCACACACGCAUACGUGACAUCUUUGGGAGGUCUCACUCUGAUCAUGUUUUCUUGCAAUUAAACUUUGCUGGGCUAAAGUG
Doryrhamphus excisus (bluestripe pipefish) is the source of this 1156-nucleotide messenger RNA. NCBI's taxonomy places the organism in Eukaryota, Metazoa, Chordata, Actinopteri, Syngnathiformes, Syngnathidae. The record is from RefSeq and is a predicted model, not a curated record.